AUGGCUAUUUCGAACUUUUUAAAUCCUAUCGACGAGCAAAUCAACAAUACAGAAGUUACAACAGAUGAGGAGGGUAUACUACAGGAGAUUUUGGAUGAGCAUCUUAGUGAUCCUACUCAAAAUGAUGAGCAAGAAGAGGAGCCUGAGACUGAAGAGGCUGUUUAUUCAGCCUCUGAUGCUCGCAAUGCCCUUAAAGUUCUGAUUGAGUAUACGGAGUGUCAGGAUGCUCUCCAAGCCAAUCACCUCAGGGCAUUAGAGCGUUUGGAGGGUGAAAUUGAGGCAAUUCAGCUUAAUUCAUUGGUUCAGGAGACAUUGGAUAGGUGGAUUACAUAA
Messenger RNA from Pseudogymnoascus destructans, 333 nucleotides. RefSeq lists its product as uncharacterized. NCBI's taxonomy places the organism in Eukaryota, Fungi, Ascomycota, Leotiomycetes, Thelebolales, Thelebolaceae. Bases 1 to 333 code for a protein of 110 amino acids. The record is from RefSeq and is a predicted model, not a curated record. The transcript has a single exon.